Messenger RNA from Trichogramma pretiosum, 2881 nucleotides. RefSeq names its product flocculation protein FLO11-like. The record is from RefSeq and is a predicted model, not a curated record. The coding region runs from base 914 to 2881 and encodes 655 amino acids. NCBI's taxonomy places the organism in Eukaryota, Metazoa, Arthropoda, Insecta, Hymenoptera, Trichogrammatidae. The transcript has 6 exons.
CGGCAGGUGCACUUUAAAACACCCGUGAGUGUGUGUAUACGUCUAUACGCACGAUACGAAACAUAAUAUAUACGUGUGCGUUCUUGGUGUAUGUUAUACGUAAAAAAAUAUAUACAAAAAUAAAAAAUACACUCGAUGUAAUACCGGAGCUGUAUCGCGCGUGGGCGUUUUAUUAUAUUAUUUUACUCUUUUCGUGACUUGCGUCGUGUGUCCCCCGUUCGCGAUUGACAAUUUCGAUUGACGUACGAGUGUUGUUUUUUUUGUACCCAAGUGCAUUUAUGAAAAUUCUGUUGGUGCCAAGUGUGAUUCGAAUCCGAUGCAGUGAUUGUAACUUGUCCUCGUAUAAAUAAAUAGUAGUGCCUAAAUAAAAAUCGGUUCUCCUUUUCGAGACUAAACUUGAUUGUUGUUGUUGUUGUUGUUGUUGUUGUUAUCGUUGUUCAUGUUAAUUUGUGUGUAAUACUCGACUGUGCCUCUCUGUGUGACGUUAGAGUAUAUAGAAACAAAAAUAAAAAACGAAGCCAAACUGGACGUGCUUCGAGCCUUGAAUUCCGCUGCUGCUGGCUGCACCACGAGCUCGAGGCAAUCGCCGCAGUCGUCCUCGGGCGUUAAUCGCCACCUCCGUCGCAUCAAUAACAAUAACGACGUCGACGAAGACAACAACGGAAAAAUUCGCAAGAAGCCCACGUCGUCGUCUACGCCGCGAAGCACGAGCAGCGGUAGUGGCAAGUGGCCAUGUCUGAGUCGAUCACGAUCGUCGUCGGCUGCUGCCGCUGCUGCUGCUGCUGCUGCGCUACUGCUGCAGGUGCAGGAAGGAUCAUCAACAGCCGCUGCAGUGUUGUCGGCUGCUGCCACCGCCGCUUCAGCAGCUGAGCGCAACAACAGCAACGACGACGACGAGUACAGCAACAGCAGCAUGAGGGAGCUCGACACCGAGAGCCCCGUUGUUUGGCCUGCAUGGUGCUACACUGGUGAGGUAUCGCCGGAGAGUACGAGCGCGCAUCAUCAGCAGCACAGCCACCAGCACAACCAGAGCCAGCUCCAGCAGCACCGGCAUCGUCUGCAGCAGCUCCAGCACAGCAUCAUCGCGCAGUCGGCGGCCGCCGCCGGUCGGGCUAGUGGUGGUGGUGGCGCCUCCACGGCUACCGCCGAGACAGCCGCCACCUCGAUACUACACCACCCCGCCGCGGUGGUCAACAGCAGCAGCAGCAGUCCAGGCGCUCUCAUAGGCAGCCGGACGAGCGAGAUACUGGCCGCGGUGGUGGCCACGUCGACGCGACUCCAGCGAGACCAGAGCCCGAGUCUGUACAGCAACGCGAAGCAGAGCAACAGUAGUGGUGGAGGUACGGCGAGCAGUCCACAGACACCAUCGUCGAGUUUGACGCAGGCUCGUCAUCACUUGUCGGCGGCGGCUGCUGCGGCUGCGGCGACGACGACCACGACGGCCUCCAAGUCCUCGAGAGCGAGGAGAAGGACGGCUCAGUCGAAUCACAACGGCAUCGACGUACCACCCGUGAAAACCGAGCGACUGACUCCGGACAACAAUUCGACGUCGUCGCGGAGCGUAACGCCGCUCUCGUCCACGGGUCAUCCGGCCACGCCACCCAGCGGACUCACCACCUCUGCCUCCUCGUCGUCCAAUACAAAUAAUAACAACAACACGAAUAACAGUAGCAACGAUCAGCAGCAGGUCUCGACGACGGUGGCGGCGGUGGCGGCAGCCGCGGCCGCGGCCCAGCACCACCAUCAUCUCAAGUCCAUGGAGCAGAUGAUGAGCCGGAAUUACAGCGACUUCAUGAAGCAGCUGGCCGCCAAGUACAACAACACCAGCGCCGCCGUCGAAUAUCUCGGGCUGCAACCGCGCAACGGCUAUCCGGACAUCCUCGAGCCGACCAGCAGGUAUCUGCAAGCGGCCGCGGCGACGCCGUUCGUAGGUCUGCUGGCGCCGGGCGCCGCCGGCCCGACGACGACUCAGGCCGCGGCCGCGGCCGCCUCCCAGCAAGCCUCCACCGCCAAGGAUGCCAAAGAAUUAGCCACGGCCAAGUUGGCUCACCACCACCACCAGCAGAACUUGGGCUGCUCGUCGUCCUCGUCGUCGUCCCAGCACCACCACAACGACGCCUCGUCGAGUAGUAUCUUCGGCGCCGCGGCGGCCACGGCCAACUUCUGCUCCUCGUCCAUGUUCGACAUGUCCUCGACGCAGACCCUCAUGAAUCUGGUGCGCACCGCCACUGCGGCUCAGGGCGGCGGUGGAGGCUCGGCGGCCGCUACUCCCGUGGUGGAGCUCGAGAGCUACUUGAAGGGUGCCAGCAAGCGAUCGGACGCGUCGUUUCUCAGCUUUCCGCUCGAUCUAUCCAACAGCGCACUGGUGCCACGAAAGCGCUCGAGAGCCGCUCUGGAGUGCGGCAAGAGGCCGGGCAGCGUGUCGCCCAAACCGGCCAAGUUGGCGGCCUUGCAGGGUGGCUACGCCGGCAGGACGCCUACCCCGGUGCCGGCAAUUUGCUCGUCGCCGACGGCUGCCAGUUCCCUGGCCGUGCCAACGCCGCAAAUACCAAUGAGUCCUGUCCAGCAGCAGCAACAGCAGCAAAGGAGCAGCAGCAAUGCCUCGCCUACGACGACGAUCGUGCAGAAUAGCAGUCCGCCUCCUCCCGUCAGGUGUCCGACGCUCUACGGACACAUGCCCUGCGGCGACGGACAGGCCAUCGGCCGAUGGACCUGCGACGACGUGGUCGAUUACGUCGCGUCGAUCGACGCUUGCGCCGAGUACGCACAGUCAAGUGACAGCCAAGCCAACAACGACGUCAUCGUCUAUCCGACCAUCGCUUCCCUGACAGACAACCUCGGUCACCAUACCAAAAAUUCAUAUAAUUGGGCAAUUUUUUAG